UAUGUGGGUAUGAGAACCAGGUCUGUACACACAUGGUUGUUGUAAAUAUGCGAAGUUUCAAGGUAUCUUAUAUUGAAUGACAUUGGUUAUUCACACAGAGAUGUCACAGUUGCUUAAAGCAUGGCCUCCGUGUGUCUAUCGUCAAAACUUUAGAAAAUUGUUGAAUCGGGACAUCUUCUUCUGUAGAAGUUGCAGCAUCCUUAGAUACUCGUCUAAACCCAAGGAAGAUCAAUUGGUAAGACUUGCAGAAAUCCCAGUAAAUGAAAUAAAAGAACCACCAAUCAUUUUUAGUCGAGGAGAAAAGAAAGUAAUUUCCAGGGAUAGCAAAAGCUCUGCUGCUACCCAGCUUGAAAUAUUAAGUGCUGGAUUAAAAAGACGACAACUACAGCUUUAUGUUGAAAAAUGGUUUAAAGAUCAUGGUUUUACAUCAAGUUCUUCUUCAAAAGUGGAAUUUAAAACAUUUGGUGAAGCUGCAACCAUUCAAAAUGGCAACAAACGCAAAAGAAAAAAAAUGGAUAAGAAGAAGAUACAUGAUCAGAACAUUAUGGUGGAGUCUUCCCAUAAGAAAGAUUCGGUAUUUCAGGAGGAUGAAAGCAAAAAAGCGCAAACAAAAAAGGACACUGUUGAAGUGAAGCAUAAACAAGAUAUCAAACAACAGAAAAGCAAAGAUGAGAAGAAACCAAAAGUAGCAGACAAAGCUACUAAAAUUGACUCAAAAGCAAAAAGCACUGUGUCACUCGAUAACAAUGAAGACCUGCUUAGUUACAUGAUUGGAUGUAUUAUGGGAGGAAUGACCCACCAUGCUCAUUCUGUUUUGAUGCAGUGCACGGUGAACCCGGUCAUUGAGAUUAGUAACCCACAGGUCUUUAACUGUGUUCUCCUGGGAUGGGCAAGAAAAGGAAACAAAAAGAUGAUGAACGAAUUAUUAAAACAGAUGAAAAAGUUAAAGAUUGGUCAUAGUUAUGAUACCUUUGCUGCACAAUUACUGGUUAUUGGGAGUCAGAAGACACACAAACCAGAGGAAAUCCAAGAAAUUUUGCAUCAAAUGGAUAAACAGAACUUGGAUAUGAAGUGCUUGAUUCAGGAAAGUGAAUAUCUUACUCCUAAAGAUGUGCCAACAUUGUUAAAGGUGAUUCAAUCUGUGGACCCGGAGUACAGCCAUAUCUCAAAUGCUCAACAUACCACACAGUUGUACUCUAUGCCGCUACUGCAAGACUUUAAUGAACCCUUGUCUGAGGAUGUGCCAAAUCCAUUUUUCCAAGUCAUAUCACCUGCGAAAUUUGAAGAAAACUUUCAAAAACAGCUUACCUAUGAAGAAGCAGGAUCAGUUUGUAUGGAAAGCACAUAUUAUACAAAACAUACCAAAAAAGAAGAAAAGACUUUGAAGACUAAAGAAGAGUUGAAGGAGCAAUUCAGGAAAAGAAUGACAUCAGCACUGAAAUCUUCACUGAGGAAAAGUCAUCAAAAUGAGAACUCAGAUGUUACAAAACUUUGGCCUUAUUUGAAAGCUUUGAGGACACAUCAAUAUGUAGAUAUAAUGAUGAAGGAAAUAGAAAUAUUAGAAGAGAAAGAAUAUGGAUUGGGAUUCAGGAAGAAAGAGAUUGGAAGAGCUGUUGUAAAUGAGAUUCAAAAGAAGUACUUCAAAGAAAACGGACAUUUGGAUCUGCAAAAGAUAGUCUACAAGGAAUAUGUAGAAAUGAUUCUAAAUGAAAGAAAUAUCAAAGGAUGCCACAGAGAAAUUUGGCAGUCAAUAUGUAUGAAGCAUGCUGGCACAAAUACAAUUUUUCCAGAUUUUACAUUUUCGGACCAAAUAUUAUACUCAAUUGGAAAAUAUCUUUACAAUAUAUUGAAGUAUAAUCUUGAUAUACAGAUAAACAAAAAAGAUGGGACUGUAUCAAAUGAACCAGUCCUCAAUUUUUCCUCCAGAGUGAGGAGAAAUGAAGAUGGAUUUUUAACCUUUGUUAGUAUAAAUCCCAGGUUAAAGAAGUAUAAGAUUCAUUCACAACUAAUAAGUGAACAAGCUUUUUAUCCAAUGAUGGUACCUCCAGUUCCUUGGCAGAGUAAACAACUCGGUGGAUUUAUCACAUACAACAGUGAUUUGAUAAGAUGUCUAGAUGAAAAACAAAUGGAGCUGAAGUAUUUGGAGAAGUAUCCUGAAAAUUCUCUUCAUCCUGUCAUGGACUCAUUGAACAUAUUAGGAACAUGUGGCUGGAAAAUCAACACCAAAAUGUUAGAUGUUGUUUUGGAAUUGUUUAGAGAGAAUGCUGGAGCUUUCUUGGACCUUCCACCAGCCAAACAUACUCUGCAGAAACCAGUUUUUCCUCUCCAAGAAACAAAAGAGUUAGAAAAACAAUAUGCACAAGAAGUGGAAGAAUUGAAAAAGAAGAAAGCUGAACUGUGGACUGUUUUUUACAAUUUAAAGAAGCAGCGAGCCGAGACUCACAGUCUUUGGUGUCACUUACACAGAACUUUGACCAUAGCUGAUUCGCUUAGAGAUGAAGUCAUUUGGUUCCCCCAUAGUUUGGAUUUCAGAGGGAGAUGCUACCCAUUCAUGCCUCACCUGAACUAUCACGGGGAUGAUGUGAGGAGAUCACUCUUCCAGUUUGCCAAUGGGAAACCCUUGGGGGAGAAAGGACUGGACUGGCUGAAGAUCCAUUUGAUCAACUUGACCGGGUUUGCAAAAAGGUCAUCAAAUAAAGAAAGGCUUCACCUGGCCAAUACAUUAAUGUCUGACAUAAUGGAUUCUGCUGAUAAUCCUCUGAAGGGAGGAAAAUGGUGGCAAACCUCAGAUGAACCAUUCCAGACUCUAGCAGCUUGUAUAGAGGUGACUGCUGCAAUGCGGUCAAAAGACCCCGCUCAGUUUGUGUCUUACUUCCCAACUCAUCAAGACGGCUCCUGUAAUGGUCUCCAGCACUACGCUGCCUUGGGCAGGGAUCAGGCAGGGGCGGAGUCGGUUAAUCUCAGUCCCUUCACCCACCCUCAGGAUGUGUACAGUGAUGUGGUGGAUCUGGUUGAGAAAAUCCGACAGAGAGAUGCUGAGGAAGGCCUUGAGAUCGCACAAAAACUAGAUGGCCUCAUCAAAAGAAAGACAAUCAAGCAGACAGUCAUGACCUCUGUGUAUGGGGUCACAAUGUACGGAGCAAAGUUACAGAUUCACAAACAGAUCAGUACCCUGCCCCAGGAGUCCCUUGUCAGCGACCUUCACCUGCCUGCUAGUGUUUACCUAGCUAGGUGUACUUUCAAAGCCUUAGAAGAGAUGUUCUCUAGUGCAAGAUCAAUCCAGAACUGGUUCACCCUGAUUGCACAGGGGCUAGCCAAGGACUGUAAGAUGCCCACCCAGUGGGUCAUGCCAAUGGGAAUCCCUGUUAUACAGCCCUACAUGAAGGAAGCCAGUGACAAAAAGUUAACCACCAGCUACACUAUUGAGGAAUUAAUGAAACUAAAAGUUGACAGUAGAAAGCAAAGAAAUGGUUUUCCUCCAAAUUAUAUUCAUUCCAUUGAUGCAAGUCACAUGAUGCUCACUUCACUGGAAAUGAACAGGGCUGGCCUGACCUUCGCUUCUGUACAUGACUGUUACUGGACACAUGCCAAUGACGUGGAUCUAAUGAAUAAGUUAUGUCGGAAACAGUUUGUGGCCUUGCACAGUCAACCUCUGUUGGAAACCCUUUCAUCAGACUUCCUAAACUACAUAAAAAAAUACCAAAGGGAGCACCCAAAGUUAGACAAAAAACAUGAGGCAUCCGUGCAGAAUCUCAAGGAAUUAGUCAGUAGUGUACCAGAGAAAGGUACAUUUGAUUUGAACAAAGUGCUAGAGUCAGAAUAUUUCUUCAGCUGAUCUAAACUGUCUUUCAUUGGCUGGGAGGAUUAACAGCUGGCUGAACAACAAUGAUUGCCUAAAGCAAGAGCUGAAUGGAACGUGAUUGGCCAAACCUUCAGCCGACUGUUAUUCUAAUGUAAACGGAUGGCCAAGUUAACUAUGAUUGGCUAGACUGACAGGUAGCUGAAAAAUGAUUGGCCAGACUUGUGAUAUGGUGCUCAUCUGUGAUGCAACAAUUACCAUUAAAGUAUUCUGUGAUUUGCAAAAAACUGUCUGCAAAAAAUCAUUCAUCCAUAUUGUGUUCAUCGUACCUGAAGUUUUACACAAACUUGUGUCUAAUUUUAGCAGGAAAUUAUAUGAUUGUCAUUUUUUAAAAUAAACAUUAAAUUUUGAAUUCUGUU
Molecule: messenger RNA, 4218 nt
Organism: Magallana angulata
Lineage: Eukaryota; Metazoa; Mollusca; Bivalvia; Ostreida; Ostreidae
Product: DNA-directed RNA polymerase, mitochondrial-like
Exons: 31
Coding region: 77-3835 (1252 amino acids)
Biological process (GO): mitochondrial transcription
Cellular component (GO): mitochondrial DNA-directed RNA polymerase complex
Molecular function (GO): mitochondrial promoter sequence-specific DNA binding; DNA-directed RNA polymerase activity
Source: RefSeq, a predicted model, not a curated record